AUGUCUUUCAAAAGGAUGAUCUCAACCUCAGCAGGUGAUUCCAUACACCAACAUUCUAACAUUUCAUUACAAAAAGUAAUGAGAGAAAUCUCUUAUAGCGAUAUAAGAGAUAAAAGAACACACAUUGUUUGCACAAUGGGACCAGCUUGUGGAAACGUAGAAACAAUAAUCCAAAUGGUUAAAUCAGGAAUGAAUAUUUGUCGAUUUAACUUCUCACACGGGAACCAUGAAACCCAUACCAAAACACUCAAUUUGGUAAAGGAAGCACUCAAAUCUGUACCAGAAGCAAAUAUUGGACUUAUGCUCGAUACCAAAGGACCUGAAAUCAGAACUGGAUUUCUUAAAAAUCACACCCCAAUCACACUCGAAGAAGGAAGUACCUUGAAAAUCACAACCGACUACACAAUUGAGGGCGAUGAGACUAUCAUUUCCUGUUCAUACAAGAAAUUGCCUCAGUCCGUAAAGGUAGGAAACAUCAUCCUAAUUGCAGACGGAUCACUUUCAUGCGAGGUAUUGGCAGUGUUUGACGAUUACAUUGAGGUUAAGGUUCUGAACAACGCUAAGAUAGGAGAGUACAAGAACAUGAACCUGCCAGGAGUGAAGGUUGAAUUACCAGUGCUGACCGAGAGUGAUAAGGACUACAUCCUCAACUUUGGAAUCCCAAACCAGAUGGAUUUCAUCGCACUCUCAUUCACACAGACAGCCGAAGAGGUAAAGUACGUUAGGGAGUUGCUUGGCGAAAAGGGCAAACACAUUAAAAUCAUCCCGAAAAUCGAAAACAUUGAAGGCCUAGCAAACUACGAUGAAAUUCUCGAAGCUUCAGAUGGAAUCAUGGUUGCUCGAGGUGACUUGGGUAUGGAAAUGCCAAUUGAAAAAGUUUGUCUGGCACAAAAAAUGAUGAUCAAAAGGGCAAAUAUGUGUGGAAAGCCGAUAAUAACAGCAACACAAAUGUUGGAAUCGAUGGUAAAUAAUCCAAGACCAACAAGAGCAGAGUCAGCAGAUGUCAUUAACGCAGUGUUGGACGGAUCAGAUUGUGUGAUGUUAUCAGGUGAAACAGCAGGAGGAAGGUUCCCAGUAGAAUGCGUUAAAAUAAUGGCCAAGCUGUGCUUUGAAGCAGAAAAUUGCCUCUCAACAAGAGAUUUGAUGGCUGAAAGUCUGCUCCUCAACUCCUCUCAGUUCACAGUUCAGGAAUCAAUUGCAAGGUCAGCAGUGUUCCUAUCAAUAGACAUUGAGGCGAAAAUGAUACUUGUAUUCACACAAACAGGAAGAGCAAGCCGUCUAGUCUCAAAAUACAGGCCGAGAUGUUUGAUACUAUCACUAUCUGAGGACAUACACGUCGUAAAGUCGCUGAGCAUCAGCAGAGCAGUAAUUUCAGUGCUUGUUGACAGCCUGGAAGACACCGACAGGAACGUAGAACACGCAAUCAACCAUGCAAAACUGAGAGAUAUGCUACGCAAGGACGAUUUGAUCGUAGUUGUUCACGGAGCAAGGGAGAAUGUAGCAGGGUCAUCAGACCUCAUCAAAGUUGUCAAAAUCCCGUAA
Molecule: messenger RNA, 1542 nt
Organism: Theileria annulata
Lineage: Eukaryota; Apicomplexa; Aconoidasida; Piroplasmida; Theileriidae
Product: pyruvate kinase, putative
Exons: 3
Coding region: 1-1542 (513 amino acids)
Biological process (GO): glycolytic process
Cellular component (GO): cytoplasm
Molecular function (GO): magnesium ion binding; pyruvate kinase activity; potassium ion binding
Source: RefSeq, a predicted model, not a curated record